UAAGAGGUGUGCAUCAUUACUGACACCUAGAUGAACACUUUAGUUGGUUAUAUGACUGUAAGUCAUUCCCUUCAAAUGUUAUUGAAGUUAGAAUCGUGUUUAACAAUGUCGUAUGUAACUUUAGAGACGGUCCCUUAAUUUCCACAUAUCCUCGAAUACCGAACGUCCUACUUCAAACCAACUUUAUUCCAGUUUAUAUGCAAGGAUGCAGGGGUCUAUAACACGGAUUUGCAUGAUUGUGGCAGCUGCCAUUCUCAACCAUCCACUGCUUUUCCCUAAGGAGAACACCACCAUCCCAGAAGAGGAAGAUGAUGCUUUGGCCCGAAUGAAGGAGUAUGAAGAGAGGCUGCAAGCUGCACAAGAACGCCUUGAACAAGAGAUCUCAAAGGCAGAUGAAGAAGCCACAAACUCUGGCCUUGAUUACUAUGGUUGGUACUUUUGGAGCACACUUUCUCUCGUCAUUUUCUUCACUAUUGAAGUUUGUAGGCAUGAUCUGAACCCUGGUGAAACACCUGACCAUGUUGAAGAUGAAGAAGGGUACACCAACAGUGGGUCUGUCAAUCCUAAGGAUCUGACCUUAGAUAAAGGUGUACUAAGGAACCUCUGUGAGACCAACUUCCAGCCCUUUGUCCAUGAGAGUGGGAGAGUGCAGGAGUUUGUUGAAGGCUUUGCAGAUGACCUUCUGGAAGCUUUGAGAAGCAUUUGUGACCGUGAGGUUGACAUGGAGCUUGAGGACUUUAUUGGAGUGGGUAGCAUGUUUGAAUCCUGGAGAGUGUGUAAGCCUGCCACAUGUGACCUCAUUGUGCCAUUUGCAACCCCAGAUCCUUACCAUUUCCAAUUCGAACUAUGGUGCGAUGAAUCCUCUGACAUCCCACUGGACCUGCAAGGAUGUGGGAGGAUUAAGUUGGUAAAGAUUAGUGAGAAUUGUCCAGACUGCCUCUCUGGAAAAACCACAGACGAUGAGGAUAUGCUAUGCCUGCUUCACAACAGAAACCACAAUAGCAAAGCUGAUGACCAUGCUUUGGAAGAACAACUCUGCUCAAGAAACACUGAUUAUCUGUCUAAAGAUCAGGUUAUGAAAUGGUUCCAGAUCUCAGUGACAAGAGCAUGGGGCCAGAUCUCUCACAAAUAUGAAUUUGAGCUCACUUUCCGCAACCUGGAUUUCCCUGGUGCCUUGAAGGUCAGGUUCAGGUCAGGAAAGGUUAUUGUUCUAAACAUUACACUUGCUAUACAGUUUAAAGACUCACAUGCAUACUUCAUCUCUCACUUUCCUUCAGACAGUGGUAACACCACAGAUAUCCACUGGCACCUCUCAUUCACUGUUUAUGAAAGAAACUUGCUCAAACACAUGGCAAAGAUACUUCCAGAAAGCUCUUGUCACCUCCGAUGCCUUCAGCUUGUUUCUUUCUUGCACAAAAAACAGUCAGGUCUAAGAGGCAGAAGUGCCCUUACGAAUUACCAUCUGAAGACUGCAUUCUUGCAUCUACUGUUGAGUAAAUCUCCUUCAGCAUGGAGACCACAGAAUCUGGACCAGAGGUUGCGGGACUUGUUGGCUUUUCUACAGAAAAGCCUGCAGGAAAAGAGACUUGCUCAUAUUAUCAUUGGGAACCCACUUGUUCCUCUUGAACUUGGAGUUCCAGCAAUAUUUCAGGAUGCAGAACCAAUAAACCUUUUCAGGCCCCUGGUGUUACAGAGGCAGGUAUAUGCAAAGAUGGUGGAAAAUUUUGAAGAGAUGCUCAGAAAUGCACCAGCGCUUAUUCAAGAGUACGCUGCACACUACCCUAAUGGUAGACUUAAUUCAACAACCGUACGCUAGAAUGACUAACUGCAUCAAUGGAAAUUUAGGACUCACUAGCUUAGUCAUUAGCCCUCGAGACUUCCAGACCAUAAUUGUAUAAUUGUCUAUGUAAAUAGUUAUAUUUAGCACUGCAAUUACUUAAUACAAAUGACUAAAGUUGUACAUUGAUUACAAAAAGCACUUGUGAUUCCAUAUAGGCAGCUAUUACAUGCUAAUAUGCGUGGUUCAUGUUAUGUAAAUGCUUAUUUAAGUGUAGUGUUAUUUUAAACAUUUAUAUAGUUAUAUUUUAAAUAUAUAACCGUACCUCAGCAGUAUUAUUAAAACAAUGUUAUUUUUCUGUU
Molecule: messenger RNA, 2139 nt
Organism: Ictalurus furcatus (blue catfish)
Lineage: Eukaryota; Metazoa; Chordata; Actinopteri; Siluriformes; Ictaluridae
Gene: itprip
Product: inositol 1,4,5-trisphosphate receptor interacting protein
Exons: 2
Coding region: 206-1816 (536 amino acids)
Cellular component (GO): membrane
Source: RefSeq, a predicted model, not a curated record